AUGUUUGAUUUUGAAUUACUUCCAAAUGAGAUGCAGUUAGAAGUUCUGAAAAGGACAGAAUUCCGGACAGUUCAAAGUAUGAAAACGGUAUCCAAGAGGGUUCAAAAGUUUAUCAAAGUCUAUAAAAAGUAUAUGAUGCCAAUACCGAUUCGUCAGAUGUUUGUAACACCGGUAAGAAAGCAAUUGAAUUUGACAGAAUCUAAUAGUAUUUUUCAGGAAAAAAUAAGCUUCACUCUUUGCCAAUCAAAUGAAAUUAACACUAUCCACCAUGAAGAAAUUGAUCCGUUUCUUCGGGGUGCAAAAGUUGACCUACUUUGGUUGGAAAUGAAUGAAAUUGAAACUGAACCGAUUCAAUUCCUAGAAUCCGUUUUUCAAAAGACAAAGUUCAAGAACAUUGAAUGCUUAAAACUAGGAAGCUCAAAAGUUGAAUGUGAUGUAUCGAGACUCAACGAGUUAAUGAAAACUUUAGGCUGCAGAGAGCUCAUUGUGGACUGGAGAUUUCGGGUUCCAGAGAUUUUUUUCAAUAAAUUGGAAAUCGGAAAGCUAAACCGCCUUACAAGUGGCAAUGAAGAAUCACGACAUUUUUAUCGCCCAUUUUCUGGAGAGAACUUGAAAUAUUUCAAAGGAGAUUGGUUGGAAAUUGGACCUAAUCAGUUGAAAGCUUCUGAUUUAUCAGUUCUAUUCAAGAACUGGAAACAAGGAGUUAUCUCAUGGAUAUCGAUGUACAACAUUGUCAUCUCAUUCCCUAUUCCUGAGCUCUUACGAUUGCUCAAAAACAAGACAUGCCAAAAAUCAGUGACCAGAUGGGUUGUGAGACGAGAACUCGAUGAGGAGAGUGAAGAUUUGGAGAUCUGCUUUCUCCAAAGUACAAAUUUCUCGAAGCUUCCGUCAUUAGUAAUAAGACAGUUUAGAAAUGAGAAGUCAUUCUGGGCAUAA
Messenger RNA from Caenorhabditis briggsae, 936 nucleotides. The record is from RefSeq and is a predicted model, not a curated record. The transcript has 5 exons. Bases 1 to 936 code for a protein of 311 amino acids. NCBI's taxonomy places the organism in Eukaryota, Metazoa, Nematoda, Chromadorea, Rhabditida, Rhabditidae.